AAAACCACAUAGCAAAUUGUGUUAUGUGGUAUUGAAUUCAAUAACUUUUUUUUAAUAUGCACCUCAAAACAAUCUGAUAAUCAAUUAAAGUGCUCUGAAGUUUGUUUGGGAAGCAUGAAGCAUUGGAAAUUAUUUGCUUUCGUCAUUUUUGUUGCAAAACAAUCAUCUGUGGAACCUAAACGCAACAGAAAUUUACUGUACCAAAGGCCCAAUGGGGCGUAUGCAUCGGAAUUCUUUGAAGUCGAAGAUGUUGCCAACUGGCAAUGGCAUGAAGAGGACUACCUUGUAUCCAAUUGGCGUCGAAAGUGUUCAAGCAUCCAAUCUGGCAAUUCGAGUUUCAAAAUUCGUAGUUUUAUAGCUGGUGGCAUGUUAGCUGAUAUGGACAAAUUUCCGUUUUUGGUGGGACUGUUGCUGAUUGCUCAGCCAAGAAUUUUUCAAUGUGGUGGUUCGUUAAUAUCGAAAAACUAUGUCCUAACGGCGGGUCACUGUUUGUUAAGAUCUACCGCAGGACGUGUAUUUGUGGGCUCUUACGUAUAUGCCAAUGUUGCAUCUUCUGAGUUUGUGUACAAUGUAACAAAUAGCGAUUUCAUCAUCAAUGAACGUUACAAUGGACUCAAUGGAUUUUUGGAUGAUAUUGCUUUGAUACAUCUAAAGCAGCCCGUGACAUUAUCUCCUCGAGUACAAAUCAUAGCAUUGGCGCCUAGUUUUAUGACAGAGAAAUAUCUAAAAAGUGAAAUUGUAACAGCUGCCGGUUGGGGCAGAACCGCAGACAAUAGCAGCGAAUUUAAUACGAAACUGUUUUAUGUAGCUACACCGGUUCUUACAUUUGACAAAUGCAUGUGUUUCUAUCUGCCUGGCCUGGUUAAUAGACGCAAGCAUUUAUGUGCCGAUGGUACUGGUGGACGUGGUGGCUGUGAUGGUGAUUCUGGUGGUCCGCUUGUAUACACCCACAGAGGUAAGGACUACCUGGUGGGUGUAACAUCUUUUGGUAGUGCAGGAGGUUGUGAGAUUGGUCACCCAACAGUGUAUACUCGUAUUACUAACUACUUGCAUUGGAUAUACAAAAAAACUGGCAUGGAAACUUAUAGGGCAAGAGGGUUAAAUUAAAUUUCUGUAUUGUCAUUAAUUUUGAAUAAAGUUAAAAAAGAUGUUUAAUUUAAUUUUAUUACAUUAAAAAUGAGAAGUGUAUUGUAUUAAAAAAAAAAUAAAUUGUAUUUAUACAUUCGUA
This is a messenger RNA of Stomoxys calcitrans (stable fly), 1228 nucleotides long. RefSeq names its product brachyurin. NCBI's taxonomy places the organism in Eukaryota, Metazoa, Arthropoda, Insecta, Diptera, Muscidae. Gene Ontology annotation, molecular function: serine-type endopeptidase activity. The transcript is spliced from 3 exons. Bases 115 to 1107 code for a protein of 330 amino acids. Gene Ontology annotation, biological process: proteolysis. The record is from RefSeq and is a predicted model, not a curated record.